AUUCGUUUUUGCCCACAUUAUGCGAGAAAUUGAUGAUUUGGCGACCGUUGCUACAAUAUACAGCUUGCUUAGCAUGCGUUUCCUAGUAACACCUGUCGAUUACCCGCCAGAAAAUAAAUCGCCCUUAACAACAGGCUGACGCCUACAAACAAGGGGAACAUCUAUCAUUCAAGCUAUCAGUCUGUAGCGAGUCGACCUUCUGCUAAUCAAUGUCAAAUCAACUACAAACAUAUCAUGUGUACGACGUAGUACGUACCGCACCUUGACGUUUGUGAAUAAUUAUCCUGAUAAUUGCUCAAAUACUAUUGACAAUGAAGGCCGUUCACUUUGAAGAAGUUAAAGAUGUAAUGGAGCAGAUGAUGAGAGCCCCAAUUUUUGAAACUACUGAAAAGCGAAUGCUGGCUUCUAUCAGCACAAAAAUGUUAGAUCCGAAUUUGUUGAUGGAUGCCCGGCACAAGAUAUUUCACGAACCGCUACCGCUGUCACCGUCAAAACACGACAUAUUACAGGAAGCGAAACGCCUUAUUAUGGAUGAAGAAACGCAAAAACUACAUCGUCAGCGUGAGCAAGAUAUGCUGGAAUCUGAAUUGAAAAAAUUUCAGUCCCAACUUCAAAAGAGUCGUCCGAAAUUUCGUGGUCCGUACACUUGUUCCCGUAAAGUUUUGGCGGGCUUGGAUGACGACCAAUUUUGGGCUGGAUUAAAAGCGGGUAAGACAAAAAAUGUUGUGGAAAAAUUGCACAACCAAACCGUCGUCCAAAGUGAAUCCGCAGAAUCCAGCUGCGCGAUGGAACUGCAAAACGAGCAAAAGGCAAAAAAGGAAGAAGGAAGUUAUCCCUGCCCGAUCACAGUCACGAUAAAGGAUAAACCAAUCACGGAAUCUCGGGAGGAUCAGUUGGAAGUUAUGAGCCAAGCUUUUCAAGCGCUAAAACAAAACGUCAUCCAAGAAAGACAACUGCGGGAAUUAAAGAUCAAGGUUCAAGAAAGAUUAACAAACCAGCGUCUUCAACGCACCUUUCACACCUGGAAGACUUUCGUUGACAACGCAAAGAUGAGAGCACAGCAGAGAAAAGAUAACAAAGAGAUGUCAAAGGAAAGGAGAAUUGAGCUUUUUAUGAAUGCCAUCACCGAAAAGCAGAAAGAACUGGCCAAAAUUCAGCACAAAAGUCAUUCGGCGGGUGACAUAAAUUCAGCGAGCAUUCGAGUUUCCCAGAGUACAACAGGAGAUGCGUUUACUGCAGCGAUGCGUCCGGUUGUGCCGAAAAAAAAUCCAUCGAAGACGUAUGCGGUCGUUGAGCCACCGGCACAAAAUCGUCUAAACGCUCAGAGAAAAAUCAUAGCUGAACAGAAAAUUAAAUUGGCUGAACAAAAUCGAAUUAUAGAAGAGUUGAAGCUGAAACAAAUCGAGAAAGAAACGCAACGCGCGAGCAAAGAUACUAUCAACGUCGCAAAAGAAGUUCUCGGAAAUUGCGGCGGACGAACUAAAAGAACUUUAAUAAAAUUGAUGAGAGAAGAAGGCUGCAAGGACAAGUCGAUCGUUGAACCCCCCCGACUUCCUAGUCCCCCAAGAUUUUUAGUGAGAAUGGAAGCCAGGGCGGAAGCAAGAAGAGAACGAGUAAAGCACGCUCAGGAAGAACGUGAGAAAAAGAUGGAAGAACGGCGAAAGAAAGAGGAGGCUGAAAGACGGGCUGAAGACGAAGAGAGGAAGAGAUUGCAGCUCGAGGCGCAAAAAGAGGCGAGAAGAAUACGUGAAGAACAAGAACAGCGAAGAGCACGUGAAGCUGAGCGUACUAAGCAGCUAAACCAGAUCGCCGAUGACUUCCGGCGGAAGUACCUCCUCCGUCGUUAUAUGAUGGAGCCUUUUUUUAGACUGAUCGAGAUGAAAUACAACUACAUAAAAACAGCGGAUGAGCACUACCACAGUACUCUCCUUCGUCGUACAUUAGCUACUUGGGCAAAGGAAAGCCGAGAUCGAAUCGCUGUAAAAGUAGAGCUAGCUUCUACAGUCUAUAGGCGAAAUCUUUUGUGGUACUUGUUCAGAGAUUGGCGGGAGUUCGCGAGAGGCGAGGCAAAGAAGAUGCAGGUGGCUACCGAUUUUUACGACAUGAGGCUUCAGGAAAAAUGCCUCAGAAUGUGGAACGAGAGGAGCGUUCGGAGCAAAAUUCAGUUCCUGGAUGACGAACAGGCGGCGAGAGAACACUAUAUCAAGAGAUUAAGAACUAAAUUCUUCGCCAGAUGGAAAGACUUCCCGAAAAUUUCUAGGCAAAUAAAGGAACGAGAAAAACGCAAAGAUAAAUGGAGGGAGCUCGUACAAAGAGUAAUCCCUGACUUUGAUCCUAAGCAACGAGGAGUUGCGAUAGAAGAUUGAUCGUACUAACUUUUUCAUAUGGUAUAAUUAUUGGUCCAAUUCACGAUAUUCAACAAUGAG
Messenger RNA from Athalia rosae (coleseed sawfly), 2426 nucleotides. RefSeq names its product calponin homology domain-containing protein DDB_G0272472. NCBI's taxonomy places the organism in Eukaryota, Metazoa, Arthropoda, Insecta, Hymenoptera, Athaliidae. The coding region runs from base 312 to 2366 and encodes 684 amino acids. Gene Ontology annotation, molecular function: phosphatase binding. The record is from RefSeq and is a predicted model, not a curated record. The transcript has 4 exons.